Miscanthus lutarioriparius is the source of this 1311-nucleotide messenger RNA. The record is from the annotation of a GenBank genome assembly. NCBI's taxonomy places the organism in Eukaryota, Viridiplantae, Streptophyta, Magnoliopsida, Poales, Poaceae.
AUGGAGAGAUGCCUCAUGCUAGAUAUACCUUGUCCACCUGAAUGGCUGCUUCCAAUUGAAAUGGAGCGCCUGAGAGAAUGCAUGAAGAACAGUGCAAGGCUGAAGGAACUUGGACUUGCUGAUCCCUAUGCCAAAAUGUUGGCCGAGUACGGCCUGCAGGAUAAUACUGAUGAAGGAGAUUUGAUUGACGAUGAGAAUUCUAAGUGCUCUAAGGAGAAGACUCACAAGAAAACUAACAACCAACCUUCAAGAAUCCACCCUGGUGGAGUCAAGUUUCAGUCUCGCAAGAGAGUUUUUGCAGACCAAACAUCUCCUAGAGUUACAAGGACAAAGAAAAACAAUGCCCAGCAAGAUGCAAGGCUAACACCAAGUGAAAUUUCUGUGCCACCUCCAUCGCAAGCUAAUGAGAGCCACGCUGGAGAACUUGUUGGCAACUUAGAUGACCAAGCACAGGAUGCUGUUGAAGGUAAUAACUCUGCUCUACUUGACAACACACACAUGACCACUGGGGCUGAUGCAAUUGACUGGCCUAAUCAGCAUAGCCGAAUGGAUGAUGGAGAUGGCUUUGCCCAGCAUGAUGACAACACCAUCGUGGCUGGGGGAGAGGAGAGAAGGGACCGGGGACAUAAUAUGGGACUUGGUCUCCAAAGGUUAAACCGAGCGUGCCGUGGCAAGCUGCAAGUUGUCAUAACUGAAGGGCAUAUAAGGCCGGUGGUUCCUCUUGUUGUUGCAAAGUUUGCAAGUGAAUGCAACAUCAUAGUUAGGAACCAUGUGCCUAUACUCCCGCAUUGGAAGCUGUACAAGAAAAAACCUGCAUCAAGUUCAAAGGAGAAAGAACCAAAAGAGAAAGAACCAAACGAGAAAGAACCAAAAGAGAAAGAACCUACAUCUGCGUAUGUUGAUUUAUUCUUAGGAAAACUAAAGGCCAAGUUUGACAUAAACACAGAGGAUAACACAGUUAAAAAGGGUUGUAUUGAGAUGAUGCAAUCUGCGGAGAUGUGUCAAAAGAACAAAGACAACCGAGGGAAAGUUAAGUACCAUCACACAACCGGAUCCCGUGCCUACAUGGUUCAUGUUGAGAAUUUGAAUGUGGGGUACCAGAAUGCCCGGCGUAUUUCCAAUGAGCAGAGCGCUGAACUGGAAGCGGAGAAAAAGACCAAUGCUGAGCUUCGUGUACAAGUGGUUGAUUUGUCAAAUAAAGUGCAAGAAUCUGAGCAGGCAAGGAUUAUUGACCGAGAGGAGAUGAAGAGGAGUCAAUCUGAGAUGGAAGCAAAACUUAACCUUUUACUUAGUCAAAUUCGACCAAGUUAA